AUGGAGGCAUCGGAAGAGAAGAAGAAGAGGAAGAUGCAGGGUUUGAAGGCGACGAUGAUGAUGAUCGCUACUCAAUUGGCAACUGCAGGAAUCACCAUUUUCUACAAAUUAGCAGCAAAUGAUGGAAUGCAUAUCACCAUUUUGAUUGCUUAUCGCUACUUAUUUGCUUCUCUUAUCAUCUUCCCUCUUGCUCUCUUCAUUGAAAGAAACAAAAGACCCAAGUUAACAUGGAAGAUAUUCUUUCAAGCUUUUGUUUGUGCAAUUAUUGGGCUUCCGAUGGUGCAACUUUUAUAUGCCGAAAGCUUAGUUCUAACUUCCGCAACAUAUGCUGCAGCUAUUUCCAAUCUCGCCCCUCCCUUCACCUUCGUCAUUGGUGUUUUGUUCGGCACGGAGAAGGUGAAAAUAGGUACAAAGGGAGGGAAGGCAAAGGUGGUUGGAACCCUUGUGGGGGUGGUUGGAGCCAUGGUUCUUACGUUCUACAAAGGUCGUCAGCUCAACAUUUGGUCAACUCAUUACAACGUUUUGCAUGGCGAUGGACACGUGGCAUCAACCCAUAAGACUUCCACUCAUCAUCUCAUUGGCUCUCUGUCAGCACUCGGUUCUUGCCUUUCUAUUGCCCUUUAUUUAACACUUCAGGUUAAAUUAAGUGCCGUUUAUCCAUGCCAUUAUACAAAUACGUUUUUGAUCACUGCAAUGGGUUGCAUACUAUCGCUUGUUUUUGCUCUUUGUGUCGAGAGAUCUUGGAGUCAAUGGAAGCUCGGUUGGAACAUCAGACUGCUUGCCGUUUUCUUUAUGGGAAUAGGCUCAACGUUAACGAUUCUAUUCCUCACAACAGCAAUACAUCUACAAGGCCCGUUAUUCGCGGCAAAUUUUAGUCCUUUGUCGCUUGUAUUCGUGGCAAUAGGUGGAUCUCUUCUACUUGACGAAAACUUGCAUGUGGGAAGCGUGUUAGGAGCCGUGAUAAUCAUAGUUGGGUUGUACAUACUCUUAUGGGGUAAAAGCAAUAUGAUGAGAAUGUCCAAGCAAAUGCCAACGACGAGCUCAAAAGAUGGGAACGAAGCCCUAACCAUCAAUGCUGCCAUGACCGCUCUUGAUACUGUGCAUGUGGCUCGUACCUCCCUUUCGACUACCAAUGAAGACAACGAGAUGCCAUUGUCUACAAGGGAAAAACAGGAGGAGCAAAAAGUUACUAAAAAAUAA
This is a messenger RNA of Cynara cardunculus var. scolymus (artichoke), 1200 nucleotides long. Its product is annotated as WAT1-related protein At1g25270-like. Lineage: Eukaryota; Viridiplantae; Streptophyta; Magnoliopsida; Asterales; Asteraceae. The record is from RefSeq and is a predicted model, not a curated record. The transcript is spliced from 7 exons. Bases 1 to 1200 code for a protein of 399 amino acids. Gene Ontology annotation, molecular function: transmembrane transporter activity. Gene Ontology annotation, cellular component: plasma membrane.